AUGGAGGGAAAAUUAAGGGCAGAUGAAACGUUAUUUGAGAGGAUCAAAACCCUAAUCUUCAUUCCAUUGGGUUUUUCCAGAACACAAUUGCAGAAUGAAAUUCGAUUUCAGAGCAUGAAAGGUCUGUUCUCCGUAGAUCGUAGUAGUGAGUUUUUUACAGUAACUAUGUGGUGUGGUGGAACAUUUCAAACAGAAGGUUUUGUGUGUUAUAAAGGAGGGUCUAAAAUGACAUUUGAUUUUGUCCAUAUGAGGUCCUUGAAUAAUUCCACAUUGAAGAAAAUGUUUGACAAAUUUGGUGUUGUUGGUAGUAAGAAGUACUUCUUAUUGAUUGGUUUGGGUUUCAAGCCACUGCUUGAUGAUGAAGACAUUAAAAUAAGGGCUUUAUGUCAUAAAUAUGGUUGUAGAGAAAUGACUUUGUAUAGUGGGAGUGAGUCUGAGAGUGGUUCUGAGAGUGGGAAUGGUAAUGGUGCUGAGAGUGAAAAUGAGAGUGAAAAAAAUGAAAAUAAGAGUGGGAAGGUUAGUGGUUCUGAGAGUGAAAAAAAUAAAAAUGAGAGUGGGAAGGGCAAUGGUUCUGAGAGUGGAAAAGGUGGUGAUUGUGAGAAUGAAAAUAUUAAACAUGAGAGUGGGAAUUUUGUUGGUGAGAAUUUAGAUGUUGAAGAAAAUGAAAAUGAACAGAGUGAACUAGAGAGGCAAGAAGAUGAGGAUGAUUUUCUUGAUACUGAUUAUGAUUUCAGAAAUAGUAGCAGUGAUGAUGAUGAUGCAUUACAUACCCUUUUUGUUCCUCCUUUACCUCCCAACUUUGGGAGGGGUGCUGGAAGGCCUUUAAAGGCAAGAAGAAGAGAUCAAGAAGAACCUAAAAAGAAAGGGAACAAGAGGAGAGGGAAACAAUCAAUGAAAAUGAAGAGGAAACAGCCAACUGUGAGGUGCAAAAAGUGUGGCAUGGCUGGCCACAAUGCAAGGUCUUGUGAGAAAAGAAAGGAGAAAGAAAUGAACACUCAAAGCCAAAACCAAAGUCAAGUAACUCAAGAAGUGGACAACUCUCCAUUGAAAAGGGCUUUUGAUACAAUUCUUGAAAGAAAAAGAGCAAGAGCUGUUGCUGACAGAGGUAAAAAGAAAAGGGCAAAGAUGGCCAAAGUUGGGACAGAACAAUCCUCACAUAAUCGUACACUUUUGCCACCAGUGAUAAGGCAUGAAGAAGAAGAUGAGGAGCUGCAGUCAUUGUGUGAACUCAUUGAUGAGUAUGAAAACCCUAGAGUUGACCAUCAGCCCGGGCCUACCCCUUACCAACAGCUGCAGAGUUCAAUGAAAUCAAGAGAUGAAAACUAA
Striga asiatica is the source of this 1326-nucleotide messenger RNA. The record is from the annotation of a GenBank genome assembly. NCBI's taxonomy places the organism in Eukaryota, Viridiplantae, Streptophyta, Magnoliopsida, Lamiales, Orobanchaceae.